AUGAAGGCAACUAGGCAAGGAGAAGAUUCUGUAAAUCUUGUUCAAGAUCCUAUAGCUGUGGCAGAAACUUCUAUGGUUCCCGUGGAAGAAGAGCAAUCCCUUCUUGUAGUUAAUAAUGCACUUCUCUCAUCCUUCAGUCACGAGGCAAUGAGAGAGAACCUGGAACAAAAUAAAUAUCAUGAGGAACCUGUGCAAUCUGAUAUUUUAACAAUUCAGAAGAAUGUAGAAGAUGAGACAGAUAAGCAAAUAAAAACUAAGUUACCAACGCAAAAGAUAAGAUAUCAACUUGAUAGGGAAGUGGGACAGGAGGUAUUUGAAGAUCUCACCUUUUAUAUGGACCAUGCGUAUACAUUUAGAGAACUCUCUAAUGUUAGCUUGGAUGAGGGACUGGGAUUAGUUUGUAGCAAGGAACCCCCAGAUAGAGGUUUCUACUCAGAUGGAGACAAUCCUAAUAAUUCUGACCCCAUAGAGGUAGACUCUCAAGCAUCAGGAGAUGAUGAUAAUUAUAGUCCAAAAAUAAGAAGAUCAGUGGUGUUUCCAACGAGCAUGAUGGAGCCUCUCAUGGCAAUUCUAGAGAGGCAGGGGGAGGGGCUGUUCUGCGCAAUCAAUGGGGCCAGGAAAAUAAAAGUUCCAUGGAGGCUAAGGGAACUGACCAAUCAAAUCUCUAGGAGGUUGAGUGCUUUUUCUUGUACACUAGUUCACACUUAUAGAGAAGGGAAUAUGGUAGCUGACUAUUUGGCUAGGAAAGGGGUGGUGGAUAAAAAAGAGUUUCGAACUGCUUCAUCCAAUUCCAUCCCAGCCCAAGCAAGAACUCUGAUUUUACAGGAUCAGAGACAACUUAGAUCAUUAAGGCAGAAGAAAUCCUGGGUCUAUCUAAACCCAGGAGUGCUAAGGCUCAUACCAGCUGCUGUUCAUGGUUAA
Ilex paraguariensis (yerba mate) is the source of this 921-nucleotide messenger RNA. The record is from the annotation of a GenBank genome assembly. NCBI's taxonomy places the organism in Eukaryota, Viridiplantae, Streptophyta, Magnoliopsida, Aquifoliales, Aquifoliaceae.